Caenorhabditis briggsae is the source of this 507-nucleotide messenger RNA. The transcript has 3 exons. NCBI's taxonomy places the organism in Eukaryota, Metazoa, Nematoda, Chromadorea, Rhabditida, Rhabditidae. The record is from RefSeq and is a predicted model, not a curated record. The coding region runs from base 1 to 507 and encodes 168 amino acids.
AUGUCGCGCCCCGGAACCCGAUCAUCCGGCCAAGGUCUUCUUCAACCACCAGACGCGACGGAAGGGAACGUCACAAAAGUCGUGACAAUUUUGCUCCAACGUCUGGAAAACAUCGGAAGGUGGAAAGUAAAAAAAAUGGCGGAUGAGCUCCUGAGAGACGCAGAGAAGGCCACUACCAAAGAACUACAAAACCUCUGGUAUAUUACCAUUGACAGAAAGAAUGGAGAUCCAGCAGCUCUCGUCGACGUUGGAGAUCGCCGCCCGCACUCCGACAGACAACCCGCGACACCGGAAGAUUUGACGCAUGCGCAGUGGUUUUUCGAGGCGGUUCUGUCAGUUUUCCAGAAGGAAAUCAAUCGAAGACAACAUUUCUUCCCGACGUCUGCGGAGUUUCGGUCUCAAUUCCCCACGACCCCCCGGUCCCUGUCAAUCCCGGAAUUAUUUUCGAUUGCGAAAGAAUUUUCUCCCGAAGGAUACAAUGGAGGAUACGAAUUCUUGGAAGAUUAA